Messenger RNA from Coregonus sp. 'balchen', 30806 nucleotides. Lineage: Eukaryota; Metazoa; Chordata; Actinopteri; Salmoniformes; Salmonidae. The record is from the annotation of a GenBank genome assembly.
GGUUCAUCUACACAGGUGAUGUGGUCCACAGGAUGCUGACGGCCACCCAGUACAUUGCCCCCCUCAUGGCCAACUUUGACCCCAGCGUCUCCAGGAACUCAACCGUCAUCUACUUUGACAAUGGUACAUGGCAUUCAAUCUCUAUUUUCUAUGCUCUGUCCUUAAGAUUGUAGCAACUCCAGCUACCAGAUCCCACUGACAGCAGUGUGUAAUUUGCAAGAUGCAAAGCUGAGAGCCAUGGCUCUCAAAGGCAUGCUAUAGCACAUGACGAACUGCACCAGAAGCACAGACUAUUGGUGAAAAAAACAUACUGGGCUCUUUCAAAAACAGUUCAAUCUUAUGGUUGGAAUCUCUUCUCUGCCAAGUGAGCCUUCAUUGCUUGCCAAUCUCCCCAAAUCAGUGUCUGCAUCCCAAAUGGCACCGUAUUCCCUAUUUAGGGAAUAGGGUGUCAUUUAGGAUGCAGUUAGUGACUGACCAGCUGAAUGACCUUUUCCAGUGGAGCUCAUCAUAGGUUAGGCAGUGUGGCAGCUGAUCAAUACCCAGCCUAGCUGCUCUUUACCAGUCCAUCCAUCAGUCAAUGCCAGUGCUGCAUGUAGACUGGAACCUCAGCCUUGCCUCACUACCUCAUGCACAUCCAAUUAAAACCUGAAUCAUCUACUUUAAAUGUAGCCCUCCAUGGUAACCCACUGACAACCUUGUUACGUCUCAAAUUACACCCUAUUCCCUAUAUAGUGCACUGCUUUCGAUCAGGCCCCUUUGCACUAUAUAGGGAAUAGGGUGCCAUUUGGGACACACAUCCACUGACAGCCUCUCUUUCUCACUUUAAGAACUAUUCAACAUUGUAAGAAGUUGUGUAGAUGUAUAUUGAACGUUUUCAAAUCCUAUGCAGUCAUCGUCCCCCUGCCGACUAGUACACUCUGUUCCCAGUGUGUCGAGAAAGAUUUGUUUUGCCUAGCUUUCUGCAGCAUAUAAGCCAUUUAGGGAAAAACAAGGCCAGCUUGUGCAGUGCACUCAUUCUCACCCAGUCUGUAUUUUUAGAAGAGGGAGCCCCAGAUAGCACGGCUGGUUUCUCUCUGAACUCAAUGCAUUUUAAGUAGGCUCAGGCCUUCUAUUAGGCUUACCUUAUAGCGCUGACUGGUGGAACUCACACGGCCACCAAGGAGUAGCCACCCUACUCUCUUUUCCUUCCUCGAAUCUACCUAUAACUCUGUCUACCUCUACACGUUUUCACUUUGCCCUCAAUUGCCCCCUCUCUCCCUCCCUGCCUCCCCAUCCAAAACAUAAUCCAAGCAGAGUAGCGUUGCAUUCCCAGCCCCCUGUACACUGUUGUGGCCAGGACCUAUUCUCAGUCAGAUAGAUAGAGCAUUCAGACAGACAGGGUUACUGUAACAACCACUGUAUGCGUCCCAAAUGGCACCCUAUUCCCUAUAUAGUGCAACACGUUUGACCAGGGCACAUAGGGCACCCCAUUUCCUAUAUAGGGAGUAUCCACUGACAUACCCUGCCCCGAUUCCUGUCCUCUCUACAUCAAGCAUGCAGCCCCAUGCCCUGGCCAGGUCAUCGAGAAUCCUGUAGCAUCAGCCUCAUGUAUAAGCCUUCUGGAGGCCAGAUGUGGAUAUUAUGGGGUUUCCUGUAGCACUACAGCUGCAGUACUCCUAGCUGUCAGCAGAUAAACUAAAUCCCCACUUUACUUUGGACAGGAGAGGGGCUCUGGCUGUGUGAUGGAAAAAUUGAUUACUUGUGUUAACAAAACUUUAUUGCUCUGGCUCUUGGCCAAAUGACUGUCUGGCUGCAUGGGAGAGCGAAUGCAUCACUUUCAUAUCCAAAGGCUCUCAAAAGUCCACACUAAAUCAAAACAGCAUGGGGAGGAACGGGAGGCUUGCAGUCCGGGGUAGGGAUGUGCACGGUUAUUUGAAAGUGUGAAUAUUCGAACGGAGGUUAGUAUUCGAAUACUUGUGUGAGGCCUAUUUUAACCUGAUUUUAACACUGAAAAGGCUUUUCUAAAUUAAAUUAAAAUAUCCAUGUAACUAUGUUUUUUUUUAUUGUAUAUAUAUAUAUAUAUAUAUAUAUAUAUAUAUAUAUAUAUAUAUAUAUAUAUAUAUAUAUUAUUAUUUUAAAAAAAUUCCCUAGAUAUGGCGCCGACGAAGAUGGUGGCCUUCGCGACUAGCUCUUAGGAAACUUUGCGGUAUUUUGUUUCUUUAUGUAUUAUUUUUUACAUUAUUAGCUCAGAAAGUGUUUUGUAUCAUUACAUACAGCCGGGAAAAACUAUUGGAUAUCAGAGUGGCGGUAACUCACCAGCGUUACGACCAGGAAGACGACUUUCCCGAAGCAGAUCCUUUGUUUGCUCUCCCCAGGGCAAUUGAACUGAUUCCAGCGGCUGACCCAAAACAUCGCCGGCGGAGGAGAGGCACUCGGAGCGGCCUGCUGGUUCGACUUAAGAGGCACGCACACCACCCACCGCUUCCAAGUAUACUACUCGCUAAUGUUCAGUCUCUGGUUAACAACCUCGACGAGCUCGGGGCAAGGAUUUCUUUCCAGAGAGACAUCAAGGCCUGUAACAUACUUUGUUUCACGGAAACAUGGCUCUCUGGGGAUAUUCUGUCGAAAUCAGUCCAGCCAGAUGGGUUCUAAGUUCAUCGCGCAGACAGGAAUAAAUAUCUCUCCGGGAAGCAGAAGGGCGGAGAUGUGUGUUUCAUGAUUAACGACUCAUGGUGUAAUUGUUGUAACAUACAGGAACUCAAGUCCUUUUGUUCACCUGACCUAGAAUACAUCACAAUCAAAUGCCAACCAUAUUAUCUCCCAAGAUAAUUUUCUUCAGUUAUAGUCAUGGCCGUGUAUAUCCCCCCUCAAGCCGAUACCACGACGACCCUCAAAGAACUUCACUGGACUUUAUGUAAACUGGAAACCACAUAUCCUGAGGCUGCAUUUAUUGUAGCCGGGGAUUUUAGCAAAGCAAAUUUGAGGACUAGGCUGCUGAAGUUCUAUCAACAUAUCGACUGUUGUACUCGCGCUGCUAAAAUCCUCGACCAUUGCUAUUCGAACUUCCGGGAUGGUUAUAAGGCCCUCCCCCGCCCUCCUUUCGGCAAAUCUGACCACGACUCCAUUUUGCUCCUUCCUUCCUAUAGGCAGAAACUCAAACAGGAAGUACCCAUGCUAAGGACUAUUCAACGCUGGUCUGACCAAUCGGAAUCCACGCUUCAAGAUUGUUUUGAUCACGCGGACUGGGAUAUGUUCCGGGUAGCUUGCGAAAAUAAUUUAGACUAAUACACUGAAACGGUGACUGAGUUUAUCAGGAAGUGUAUAGGUGAUGUUGUGCCCACUGUGACUAUUAAAACCUACCCUAACCAGAAACCGUGGAUAGAUGGCAGCAUUCGUGCAAAACUGAAAGCGUGAACCACCGCAUUUAACCAUGGCAAGGUGACUGGGAAUAUGGCAGAAUACGAACAGUGAAGCUACUCACUCCACAAGUCAAUUAAACUGGCAAAACAUCAGUAUAGAGACAAAGUGGAGUCGCAAUUCAACGGCUCAGACACGAGACGUAUGUGGCAGGGUCUACAGACAAUCACGGACUACAAAAAGAAAAGCAGCCACGUUGCCGACACCGACAUCUCGCUUCCAGACAAGCUAAACACCUUCUUCGCCCGCUUUGAGGAUAACACAGUGCCACUGAUGAGGCCCACUACCAAGAACUGUGGCCUCUCCUUCUCCGUGGCCGACGUGAGUAAGACAUUUAAGCAUGUUAACCCCUGCAAGGCUGCCAGCCCAGACGGCAUCCCUAGCCGCGUCCUCAGAGCAUGUGCAGACCAGCAGGCUGGUGUGUUUAUGGACAUAUUCAAUCUCUCUCUUUCCCAGUCUGCUGUUCCCACAUGCUUCAAGAUGGCCACCAUUGUUCCUGUACCCAAGAAAGCAAAGGUAACUGAACUAAAUGACUAUCGCCCCGUAGCACUCACCUCUGUCAUCAUGAAGUGCUUUGAGAGACUAGUCAAGGAUCAUAUCACCUCUACCUUACCUGUCACCCUAGACCCACUUCAAUUUGCUUACCGCACCAAUAGAUCCACAGACGAUGCAAUCGCCAUCACACUGCACACUGCCCUAUCCCAUCUGGACAAGAGGAAUACCUAUGUAAGAAUGCUGUUCAUUGACUAUAGCUCAGCAUUCAACACCAGAGUACCCUCCAUGCUCAUCAUUAAGCUCGAGGCCCUGGGUCUGAACCCCGCCCUGUGCAACUAGGUCCUAGACUUCCUGACGGGCCGCCCCCAGGUGGUGAAGGUAGGAAACAACAUCUCCACUUCGCUGAUCCUCAACACUGGGGCCCCACAAGGGUGCGUGCUCAGCCCCCUCCUGUACUCCCUGUUCACCCAUGACUGCGUGGCUAAGCACGCCUCCAACUCAAUCAUCAAGUUUGCAGACGACACAACAGUAGUAGGCUUGAUUACCAACAAUGACGAGACCGCCUACAGGGAGGAGGUGAGGGCUCUGGGAGUGUGGUGCCAGGAAAAUAACCUCUCACUCAAUGUCAACAAAACAAAGGAGAUGAUCGUGGACUUCAGGAAACAGCAGAGGGUGCACCCCCCUAUCCACAUUGACGGGACCGCAGUGGAGUAGGUGGAAAGCUUCAAGUUCCUUAACGUACACAUCACUGACAAACUGAAAUGGUCCACCCACGCAGACAGUGUGGUGAAGAAGGCGCAACAGAGCCUCUUCAACCUCAGGAAGCUGAAGAAAUUUGGCUUGGCACCUAAAACCCUCACAAACUUUUACAGAUGCACAAUUGAGAGCAUCCUGUCGGGCUGUAUCACCGCCUGGUACGGCAACUGCACCGCCCGCAACCGCAGGGCUCUCCAGAGGGUGGUGCGGUCUGCCAAACGCAUUACUGGGGGCAAACUACCCGCCCUCCAAGACACCUACAGCACCCGAUGUCACAGGAAGGCCAAAAAGAUCAUCAAAGACAUCAACCAUCCGAGCCACUGCCUGUUCACCCCGCUAUCAUCCAGAAGGCGAGGUCAGUACAGGUGCAUCAAAGCUGGGACCAAGAGAAUGAAAAACAGCUUCCAUCUCAAGUCCAUCAGACUGUUAAAUAGCCAUCACUAGCACAUUAGAGGCUGCUGCUGCCUAUUGAAAUCACUGGCCACUUUAAGAAAUGGAACACUAGUCACUUUAAUUAUGUUUACAUAUCUUGCACUGCUCAUCUCAAAUGUAUAUACUGUAUUCAAUUCUAUAAUAUUCUACCGUGUCUUAGUCCAUGCUGCUCUGUCAUUGCUUGUCCAUAUAUGUAUAUAUUCUUAAAUUCCAUUCCUUACUAGAUUUGUGUGUAUUGGGUAUAUGUUGUGAAAUUGUUAGAUGUUACUUGUUAGAUAUUACUGCACUGUCGGAGCUAGAAGCACAAGCAUUUCGCUACACCCGCAAUAACAAGACAGGCACUGUUAUAUGGGAUGAUAAAUAAUAUUUUGGCUGCUACAAGUUAGCUAGACUUGGCUGUAGCCGAGUUGCCUUGGCAUCUCUCUCUCUCUCCAUCCAUUGGGAUUUCAAUGUGGCCCUUUGUUUUAGAAAUAGUGAUAUUUGGGAGAUGAUUUCCAUUUCAAAUAACUGAAAGUGAGAGGUUGUAAUCUGAAUAAAGGGAAAAAGGCCAUUUGUCACGAUCGUCAUACAUAGAGGAGGACCAAGGCGCAGCGUUGAAGGCGAGCAUAUUUAUUAUAUUAAUGAUCACACGAUCAAAACAACAAAACGAUGACGUGACAGUCAAUGGUAAACACAAACCAAAUACGAACAAGAAACCACAAUGAAUGAGUGCCAAACGGCUACCUAAGUAUGACUCCCAAUCAGAGACAACGAGCUACAGCCGUCUCUGAUUGGGAGCCACCCUGGCCAACAUAGAUCUACAAAACCAGAAAGUGAAACCUAGAACCCACAUAGACUAUACACACCCUGGCUCAACAUAUUAGAGUCCCCAGAGCCAGGGCGUGACAGUAUCCCCCCCUAAAGGCGCGGACUCCGACCGCGCCCACCAAACACCACAGGGGAGGGACCGGGUGGGCACUCCGCUUAGGCGGCGGAUCCGGCUCCGGGCCUGAUCCCCGCUCCCUCUCCAACCCCCCAAAGUACCCCUGGUCCGGUCUGGCCCCGCUGGCCGGAGCUGGACUGCACACUGGUGGAGCGGAUUGCUCCAGCUCCGGCGUGAAGCAUCUGACCGGUGCCGGACCAGCCACCGGUGGAACAGGCACGGGCCGUGCCGGACUGACGACGCACACCACUGGCUUGGUGUGGGGAGCAGGAGCGGGCCGAGCCGGGCUGUCGAAGCGCACCACUGACUUGGUGCGGGGAGCAGGAACGGGCCGAGCCGGGCUGACGAAGCGCACCACUGACUUGGUGCGGGGAGCAGGAACGGGCCGAGCCGGGCUGACGAAGCGCACCACUGACUUGGGGCGGGGAGCAGGAACGGGCAGAGCCGGGCUGACGAAGCGCACCACUGACUUGGUGCGGGGAGCAGGAACGGGCCGAGCCGGGCUGACGAAGCGCACCACUGACUUGGUGCGGGGAGCAGGAACGGGCCGAGCCGGGCUGACGAAGCGCACCACUGACUUGGUGCGGGGAGCAGGAACGGGCCGAGCCGGGCUGACGAAGCGCACCACUGACUUGGUGCGGGGAGCAGGAACAGGCCGGACUGGGGACACACAUCACUGGUCCUACGCAGGGAUCUGGAAUGGGCCGGACCGGACUGGUAACACACCCCAGUACCUCUCGCCGUGCCUCUACACCUUCCACCCCCUCUUCGACCAGUGGCCCCCGUAACCUGGCGGCCUCCUCUGCCAAUCCGCUGGGCCGCUCUGCCGCGGUCUCCUGCUGGCCCGUCGUCCACGGCGUUAGCCCCCCCCUAAAAAUUUUCUGGCCGUCUCUCCUACCCGUGGACCAGGUCUCCAUGUCCCUCGCCAGCCUUUCGCCCUUCUGCCACAAUGUCAAGCCCUUCUCCUCCUCACUCGGCUUGACCCAGUCGAGGAGGCGAAGGAGAUCUGCUAGAGAUCUCCCUGGCGAUGGCUCCUGGACACACUGCUUGGUCAAAUCUUGGUGGUUUCUUCUGUCACGAUCGUCAUACAUAGAGGAGGACCAAGGCGCAGCGUUGAAGGCGAGCAUAUUUAUUAUAUUAAUGAUCACACGAUCAAAACAACAAAACGAUGACGUGACAGUCAAUGGUAAACACAAACCAAAUACGAACAAGAAACCACAAUGAAUGAGUGCCAAACGGCUACCUAAGUAUGACUCCCAAUCAGAGACAACGAGCUACAGCCGUCUCUGAUUGGGAGCCACCCUGGCCAACAUAGAUCUACAAAACCAGAAAGUGAAACCUAGAACCCACAUAGACUAUACACACCCUGGCUCAACAUAUUAGAGUCCCCAGAGCCAGGGCGUGACACCAUUCUUGAACAUGGGGUGAGACAAUCUUACUAAUUUGCUAGAGAACCAGUUCGGAUUUAAGUAUAACUUCUGUAUGACUGAAGCUUUUAGUGAUAGGUUUAAUGCUUUAAUAUUUAAUAAUUUCUGUCCUCCGAAUUCAUAUUCAUUAUAUAAAUAGGCCCGUUUAAUUUUGUCUGGCUUGCUGUUCCAAAUAAAAUAGAAUAUUUUUUUCUCAUAUAAUUUAAAAAACUGUUCGCUAGGCAUAGGCAAUACAUUUUACGUAAUUUAGCAGACGCUCUUAUCCAGAGCGACUUACAGGAGCAAUUAGGGUUAAGUGCCUUGCUCAAGGGCACAUCGACAGAUUUUUCCCCUAAUUGGCUCGGAGAUUAGAACCAGCGACCUUUCGGUUACUGGCACAAUGCUCUUAACCACUAAGCUACCUGCCGCCCCAAUACCAUAAGCAAAUAGGUAAACUGGGAUAAUACUAAAGAGUUAAUCAGGAUGAUUUUUCCACAAAUAGACAGGUAUUUACCUUUCCAUGGUAGCAAGAUCUUAUCUAUUUUUGCUAACUUUCUAUUAAAAUGUAUUGGAGUGAGAUCAUUUAUUUCAUUUGGGAUAUGUAUUCCGAGUAUAUCCACAUCACCAUCAGACCAUUUUAUUGGUGAACUACAUGGUAAUGUAAAAAUUGUAUUUUUAGUGAUCCAAUACGUAAUAUAGUACAUUUAUCAUAAUUUGGUUAGAAAAUGUAUCUAGAUCCUCUAUGAGGCUGUGGAGGGAUUCAAGUUGUGGAUUUAAAAGAAAACAUUAAUCAUCAGCGUACAAUGACACCUUGGUUUUUAAGCCCUGGAUUUCUAAUCCCUUGAUAUUAUUGUUGGAUCUGAUUUUAAUAGCUAACAUUUCGAUGGCCAUAAUAAAUAGAUAUGUCGAUAGUGGACAACCUUGAUUUACUCCUCUUGACAGUUUAAAACCUUCGGAGAAAUAGCCAUUAUUUACUAUUUUACAUGAUUUUAACCCAUUUUAUAAGAGAUGUUCCAAAAUUGAAAUGCUCCAGGCAUUUAUAUAUAAACUCCAGUCGUACUUUAUCAAAUGCCUUUUCAAAGUCUUCUAUGAAUAGCCUGCUAUGAAUAGCAGGCCUGGUUUCCCAGAUUUUUCAUAGUGUUCUAUUGUUUCCAGUAUUUGAAUUAUAUUAUCUCCAAUGUAUUGUCCAUGUAAAAAAACCUGACUGAUUAGAAUGAAUAAUGUCUGACAAUACCUUUUUAAUUCUAUGCGCUAUACAUUUUGCUCGAAUUUUUUUAAGGGGCCUCCACUUUUUUAAAUGGACUGGAUCUUUAUCUUUCCCACUUGUAUCCUGUUUCAGUAAUAAUGAAAUCAGACAUUCUUCUUGAGAGUCUGAUAAUCUACCAUUUACAUAGGAGUGGUUAAAACAUGCUAAUAACGGUCCUUUGAGUAUAUCAAAAAAGGUUUGGUAUACCUCGACUGGUAUGCCAUUCAACCCUGGAGUUUUUCGGACUUAAAGUCUUUAAUUGCAUCCAGAAGUUCCUCCUCUGUAAUUUCACCUUCACAUGAGUCUUUCUGUAUGGCUGUUAAUUUUACAUUAUCAAUAGAAAAAAAACAAUAGAUAUUAUAUUCCUUCUCUUUGAGCCAUGUAAAUAUUUUUCUUCUUUUGUUAUUAUCUGCUAAGCCAUUACAAUUAUAACUGGCUAUACUUAUUUCACCACUUACCAUAAUGAGAUAGAAGUUUCAAAUCUAUUUAUCAUAAUAUAUGUUUGUACAUUUAUCAAUAACAAAAUACCUUAGUGAUUGAGUGUCCAUAUACAGUUGAAGUCGGACGUUUACAUACAGUGGGGAGAACAAGUAUUUGAUACACUGCCGAUUUUGCAGGUUUUCCUACUUACAAAGCAUGUAGAGGUCUGUAAUUUCUAUCAUAGGUGCACUUCAACUGUGAGAGACGGAAUCUAAAACAAAAAUCCAGAAAAUCACAUUGUAUGAUUUUUAAGUAAUUCAUUUGUAUUUUAUUGCAUGACAUAAGUAUUUGAUCACCUACCAACCAGUAAGAAUUCUGGCUCUCACAGACCUGUUAGUUUUUCUUUAAGAAGCCCUCCUGUUCUCCACUCAUUACCUGUAUUAACUGCACCUGUUUGAACUCGUUACCUGUAUAAAAGACACCUGUCCACACACUCAAUCAAACAGACUCCAACCUCUCCACAAUGGCCAAGACCAGAGAGCUGUGUAAGGACAUCAGGGAUAAAAUUGUAGACCUGCACAAGGCUGGGAUGGGCUACAGGAAAAUAGGCAAGCAGCUUGGUGAGAAGGCAACAACUGUUGGCGCAAUUAUUAGAAAAUGGAAGUUCAAGAUGACGGUCAAUCACCCUCGGUCUGGGGCUCCAUGCAAGAUCUCACCUCGUGGGGCAUCAAUGAUCAUGAGGAAGGUGAGGGAUCAGCCCAGAACUACACGGCAGGACCUGGUCAAUGACCUGAAGAGAGCUGGGACCACAGUCUCAAAGAAAACCAUUAGUAACACACUACGCCGUCAUCGAUUAAAAUCCUGCAGCGCACGCAAGGUCCCCCUGCUCAAGCCAGCGCAUGUCCAGGCCCGUCUGAAGUUUGCCAAUGACCAUCUGGAUGAUCCAGAGGAGGAAUGGGAGAAGGUCAUGUGGUCUGAUGAGACAAAAAUAGAGCUUUUUGGUCUAAACUCCACUCGCUGUGUUUGGAGGAAGAAGUAGGAUGAGUACAACCCCAAGAACACCAUCCCAACCGUGAAGCAUGGAGGUGGAAACAUCAUUCUUUGGGGAUGUUUUUCUGCAAAGGGGACAGGACGACUGCACCGUAUUGAGGGGAGGAUGGAUGGGGCCAUGUAUCGUGAGAUCUUGGCCAACAACCUCCUUCCCUCAGUAAGAGCAUUGAAGAUGGGUCGUGGCUGGGUCUUCCAGCAUGACAACGACCCGAAACACACAGCCAGGGCAACUAAGGAGUGGCUCCGUAAGAAGCAUCUCAAGAUCCUGGAGUGGCCUAGCCAGUCUCCAGACCUGAACCCAAUAGAACAUCUUUGGAGGGAGCUGAAAGUCCGUAUUGCCCAGCGACAGCCCCGAAACCUGAAGGAUCUGGAGAAGGUCUGGAUGGAGGAGUGGGCCAAAAUCCCUGCUGCAGUGUCUGCAAACCUAGUCAAGACCUACAGGAAACUUAUGAUCUCUGUAAUUGCAAACAAAGGUUUCUGUACCAAAUAUUAAGUUCUGCUUUUCUGAUGUAUCAAAUACUUAUGUCAUGCAAUAAAAUGCAAAUUAAUUACUUAAAAAUCAUACAAAGUGUACCUAUGAUAAAAAUUACAGACCUCUACAUGCUUUGUAAGUAGGAAAACCUGCAAAAUCGGCAGUGUAUCAAAUACUUGUUCUCCCCACUGUACACCUUAGCCAAAUACUUCUAAACUCAGUUUUUCACAAUUUAUGACAUUUAAUCCUAGCAAAACUUCCCUGUCUUUGGUCAGUUAUGAUCACCACUUUAUUUUAAGAAUGUGAAAUGUCAGAAUAAUAGUAGAGAGAAUGAUUUAUUUCAGCUUUUAUUUAUUUCAUCACAUUCCCAGUGAGUCAGAAGUUUACGUACACUCAAUUAGUAUUUGUUAGCAUUGCCUUUAAAUUGUUUAACUUGGGUCAAACGUUUCGGGUAGCCUUCCACAAGGUUCCCACAAUAAGUUGGGUGAAUUUUGACCCAUUCCUCCUGACAGAGAUGGUGUAAUUGAGUCAAGUUUGUAGGCCUCCUUGCUUGCACACACUUUUUCAGUUCUGCCCACAAAUGUUCUAUAGGAUUGAGGUGAGGGCUUUGUGAUGGCCACUCCAAUACCUUGACUUUGUUGUCCGUAAGCCAUUUUGCCACAACUUUGGAAGUAUGCUUGGGGUCAUUGUCCAUUUGGAAGACCCAUUUGCGACCAAGCUUUAACUUCCUGACUGAUGUCUUGAGAUGUUGCUUCAAUAUAUCCACAUAAUUUUCCUUCCUCAUGAUGCCAUCUAUUUUGUGAAGUGCACCAGUCCCUCCUGUUCUUCACGGUCGGGAUGGUGUUCUUCGGCUUGCAAGGCAACCCCUUUUUCCUCCAAACAUAACGAUGGUCAUUAUGGCCAAACAGUUCUAUUUUUGUUUCAUCAGACCAGAGGACAUUUCUCCAAAAAGUACGAUCUUUGUCCCCAUGUGCAGUUGCAAACCGUAGUCUGGCUUUUUUAUGGCGGUUUUGGAGCAGUGGCUUCUUCCUUGCUGAGCAGCCUUUCAGGUUAUGUCGAUAUAGGACUCGUUUUACUGUGGAUAUAGAUACUUUUGUACCUGUUUCCUCCAGCAUCUUCACAAGGUCCUUUGCUGUUGUUCUGGGAUCGAUUUGCACUUUUCGCACCAAAGUACGUUCAUCUCUAAGAGACAGAACGCGUCUCCUUCCUGAGCGGUAUGACGGCUGCGUGGUCCCAAGGUGUUUAUACUUGCGUACUAUUGUUUGUACAGAUGAACGUGGUACCUUCAGGCGUUUGGAAAUUGCUCCCAAGGAUGAACCAGACUUGUGGAGGUCUACAAUUUUUUUUCUGAGGUCUUGGCUGAUUUCUUUUCAUUUUCCCAUGAUGUCAAGCAAAGAGGCACUGAGUUUGAAGGUAGGCCUUGAAAUACAUCCACAGGUACACCUCCAAUUUGACUCAAAUGAUGUAAAAUAGCCUAUCAGAAGCUUCUAAAGCAUGACAUCAUUUUCUGGAAUUUUCCAAGCUGUUUAAAGGCACAGUCAACUUAGUGUAUGUAAACUUCUGACCCACUGGAAUUGUGAUUCAGUGAAUUAUAAGUGAAAUAAUCUGUCUGUAAACAAUUGUUGGAAAAAUUACUUGUGUCAUGCACGAAGUAGAUGUCCAAACCGACUUGCCAAAACUAUAGUUUGUUAACAAGAAAUGUGUGGAGUGGUUGAAAAACGAGUUUUAAUGACUCCAACCUAUGUGUAUGUAAACUUCCGAGUUCAACUGUAGCUGUACCAUGAUAUUUGCAUUGCUACUAAGUAACCCUCCAAUUGUUCUCCACUAUUCCCCCCGCUAAAGCCCCUCCCCAUCCCAAGUUGGGUUGUCAUCCCAGUAAUCGGCAUACCACCCCCGUCCCCCCGGAUCCUUAAACGCCCCAAGAGGCCAGUACCCAUCCUUCGAAAACAGCACACAGUGCCACCCACAAAACAGAAGCAGGUCAACCGCCAAAAGCAUUUCCAAUGCUCUCACCUCAAUAUAUAUCUAUUGAAAUAUCUUGCAUAUCUUAAUUUCCAUCAUUAACAAUUAAUAUGCGUAAUAAUGUCGGCAGUUCAUGUGAAAGAUUGUUACCUAUAACCCGGAUUGCCAUUGUGUGGUUCUAUAUGGUUCUAAGUGGUUUUGUAUGGAACUGUGUGUUUAUAUGUACUUUUGUGUGGCCCUGUGUGGUUAUACAGUAUGUUGUUCUGUGCGGUUCUGUGUGGUUCUAAGUGGUUCUUUGUGGUUUUGUAUGGUCCUGGGUGGUUAUGUGGUCCUGUGUGGUUGUCUAUGGUUCUGAUAGUCUCCCUCUCUUUCUUUCUCUCAUCCAGGCACUGCUCUGGUUGUCCAGUGGGACCAUGUCCACCUGCAGGACAGCUACAACCUGGGCAGCUUCACCUUCCAGGCCACACUGCACAGCGACGGCAGGAUCGUCUUCGCCUACAAAGAGGUCAGUCUCUCUCUCUCUCUUUUUCUCUUUAUCUACGUAUACCUCACUCUCUCUCUCACUCUCUCUCUCUCUCUCUCUCUCCUCUCUCUCUCCUCUCUCUCUCUCUCUUUCUCUUUAUCUACGUAUACCAUCACACUCUCUCUCUCUCCACUCACUCUCUCUCUCUCUCUCUCUCUCCCCUCUCUCUCUCUCUCUCUCUCUCUCUCUGUUGCUCCCUAUCUAGGCUAUAUCUCCCUCACCUCCCCUCUCCCUCUUUCUCUCUCUUUCUCUAUUUCUGCUGCUCUCACUCCCUCUGUCACGGUCUCUCUUUAUUUAUCUUGCUGCUCCUCCCUCCAGCUAUCUCCCAUAGACGGUGGAUUGUUUAGCAACAAAACCGAUUUGUGCGCAACCCUUGAGGAAAACAGACGGGAUUAGUUUAGAAUCAAAGGAUUGUUGACAACAUGCACACAUUGUUUCCUCUCCAAAUGUUAAUUGAGAACAUAAAUACAUUUGCACAAUGAGUACUUGUUGUCUCUCAAAUAUAUUGUUACAGUUGUCGGCAGCUAGAUAGCGAUAAUUAGCAAAACAAGACAUGGUAUUGUCACGUCUACUCCCGCUCCUCCUCUCUGGCGCUUGUUGUCGCCAGUUCACUCACCAUUACGCACACCUGCCACCAUCGUUACGCGCACCUGUGCUUCAUGAGAUUCACCUGGACUCCAUCACCUUCCUGAUUACCUCCCCUAUACAUGUCACUCCCUUUGGUUCCUUCCCUAGGCGUUAUUGACUCUCUUUUUGUGUUUCAUGUCUGUUCGCUACUCGUGUUUCUUGUUUUGUUCCAUGUUUCAUUUAUUAUUAAAUUCACUCCCUGGACUUGCUUCCCGACUCCCAGCGUACAAGUGUCAAGAACAAGAUAAAACUAGCUGAAACGAGCCACCUACGAUUUCCCACAUGGCAUCUUCUUGUCAUUGUUGCUAGCUAUCUGAACGUUCAGAAUCAUAACAACACACGGCCUCUGCAAUGCGCACGCGUCAUUUUCGUGACGUUGUCAGCUAACCCAGCUAUAGGGGUGUAGGAGUGACAUUGUGUCACACCCAGCUGGUGUUUCUCUGUUUCUGUUUCUCGCUCUAUGUUUCUCUCUCUCGCUCUCUCAUUCCUCACCCUCUCUUCCUUGUUGUGACAGAGCACUUAUUUCAUUCUCUCUCUCCUUGAUUGUGUUGAUAAAUAAAGCUCUGUGCUCUCCAACCUCUGUUUUCAAUCAGGGCACGAUGCAACAUAUCUCUCUCUCCCUCUCUUUCUCUCUCUCUUUCUCUCCAUUCCAAUCAGGGAGUACUUUUCUCUAACUCCACUCACCUCAUCCACCUUCAUGUAAAGACGUAAAGUUCACUGCAGCGUUUACGUCACUUUUACUUUAACCACACAAUAAAAGUGUGUAUCUCCAAGGAUCUCUACAUUCUCAAGUUUGAGCCCGCCAGACUUGUUUUGCAGAAUUAUUAAUUUGCACCUUCAUUUUGAUGGAUUUCCUGGGAGAUGAGUCGAUUGUAAGCUCUUUGUUCUUGCCAGUAAAUGAAGUCCCAUUGUCUGUAGGCUGCGCCACAAAUGGCACCCUAUUCCCUAUAUAGUGCAGGCCCUGGUCAAAAUUGGUGCACUAUAAAGGGAAUAGGGUGUCAUUUGGGACACAUUUACCCCAGCCUUCCAUCAGCAUCAGAAACUGUUAGGCCUCUGCCUGGUUUGGUCUGUUUGGGUCCAAUUUCCAGCCAGCUGUUAGAUAGACAGGUGUGGUGGCUGGUGAUUGAUGCCCCUCCACUAUUCUCUCCUCUCUCUUCCAGAUCCCCAUCGAGGUGGCCCAGAUCAGCUCCGUCAAUCACCCGGUGAAGGUGGGCCUCUCCGAUGCCUUUGUGGUGGUCCACAGGAUCCAGCAGAUUCCCAGUGAGUCACGAUGAUGCAGAGAUUGCUGCGUCACUGCACGCACACACAUGACUCCCUGCGUUGCUACACACACAUAAACCAUCAUAAACCACAUCGCACACCCACACGCAUGCACGCACACCUCACACCUUUUACCACUCACACAUCACAUACACACAUACCACCUCACACCUUUUACUUUACACACACCAUCAAACAUCACUUAAGUUUUUUACUGUAUACACUAUCACAUACCACCUCAUACUGCAGGACACCAAAGGAUGGGCAGUGGAAACAUACAGUAAGCCAGUCACAUGACCAGUACACGUUUUUUUUCUCUCUCAAAGCUCCUCCCUUGUGGGCUGCAUUCGUCAUUUUUAAGGAAUUAUUAUUUUGGGUUAAAAUAAACACUCCAGGACACCCACACUGGAACAUCUCAAGCUAGAUAGAAAGUAUGUAGAAAUGAUAAUGGACCUAUACUGUAUAUAUUAAAAUAACUGUUCCUUUUUCCGGGCCGCAAAUUGAUUUUGAUGAACAAAUCAGUAAAAAAAAAAUCUAUGCAGCCUUUUGUUGAAUUCAAAAUCUCAGAAUUCACCCCUGCCCUAUAUGCUGAUCUUGGUUCAGUUUUGCAUUUUUCCCACUGGGGGAAGGGAAGUUGAUCCAAGAUCUGAACAUCACCCCAAAGCGGCUUUAGUUCAACCUUUUGCUGUGGCCUCUCAAACAGCAGAAUGGGUAUGAGUAUAUGGGCAUGGUCCAGAAUUAUAUGGGCAUGGUCUCUUUGCAUGACGUCCCAAUUUAGGCCCAUUAAAGUUAAAAGAAAGUUGAGCAAAGAGGAGAAAGUCAGCCUUUUCAUCCGCUGCUAGACACUGGGGCUUUCAUUUCAUUUUGAAGUCUGCGAAAAUCAUUAUUUUAAUUGCUUGUUGAGGAUAUAUUCAUAGGACUUGGCGUUUGAAGAAGGUACAGUAUUUGUUUCACUUAGCGUUUUAUAGCUAGUUGUUUAUAAAAUUACGACUUCGUCUGGAAUUAUUAAAUCAUGGGUAAUAAGUAACUCUACUCAGAAAACUUUACAGACUCUGACUGUGUCCCAAAUGGCACCCCAUUGCAUAUAUAGUGCACUACUUUUUUUACCAAAGCCCUAUGGGCACUACAUUGGGAAUUGGGGGCCAUUUGGAACAUAGCCUCUGUGGUCAGUAAUAAAGGGUUUAGGUGUUAUAAUGGGGAAUUCAAAUCUGCUGCUCAGCUGUUUUGUGAGUGUUGAGCUUCUGUGGUUGUUGAUUCUUUCUACUUCUCUGAAAACUGUGGGUUCAGGGGUGCUCUUGUUACAGUAGCUACAGUAGCUCUCCCAUAACACUCUUGUUGAUAUUAUAAAUAAUAAUAAUAUGCCAUUUAGCAGACACUUUUAUCCAAAGCGACUUACAGUCACGCGUGCAUAAAUUUUUAUGUGUAUGGGUGGUCCCGGGGAUCGAACCCACUACCUUGGCGUUACAAGCGCCGUGCUCUACCAGCUGGCUCUACCAGCUAGCCCUCAAACUCAACUCUGGACCUCGAAGCCAGUUCCACUGUGUUUUUUCAUUGUUCCCCUAUUUAUCAGGUAGAACAGAAAAACAGCAGGCUCCGGACCUCGUAGGGUAAGAGUUGAAAACCCCUGCUAUAGAGGGUUCUCAGGCUUCCAAAGGACUUGUGCUAAACACUACCCUCUUUGAUGUAGCCUUUCUAACGUUGAGCUCAGCUGGAUGAAAACAGACUCCUCGGCAGCAUCCCAAAUGGCACCCUAUUCCCUAUGGGACCUGGUCAAAAGUAUUGCACUAUAUAAGGAAUAGGGUGACAUUUGGGAUGCGGGGUGGGGGGGGCUGAGGAGUAUAUAUCUCCGCUCUGCUGAGGAGUAUUUUUUUCCGCCCAUACAGGAGUAAUGAAGGCCUAGUUCACACAUUUUGUGGGAUUUUUCAUUCUUUCUUUCUUUUAAUUAUUAUUAUAUAAUUAUUUUUUUAAUCAGGGGGUGCUCCAGCACCCUCAGCACCCAUACUUCCCGUGGCUAUGACACCAGGAGGUGCUGAUUUUGCAGGUACCAGAUUACAUUUGGACCUGGCGAAAUGUGGAAGCUAUACCGUCCACUAGGGGCAACGUGAGCACCUAUUACCGUAUAGUAGGCUCACUAAGGCAUUGUGGAUGGUGAAUGGGCAUUUAAGCUGCAGACGCCGGCUCCAAGGGUCGCGUGUUCAAUCCCAGUGCUAGGCAUGCAUUUUUAGUUUUUUUUGUUUUAAGCCUUUCCUUAACCUUAACCCUUAACUUACCCACUCAGAAUUAAUGCCUAAACUUAAGUUUAACCCUAUCCCUAACUUUAACCCUAAAGUUUAGAAUUAAUGCCUAAACGUAAGUUUUAGUUGAACUUUUUUUGACUGACAACGAAGAUACGGCACCACAUGGCAUAAUUCUGUGACAGCUAAGAUACGGCACCACGUGGUGUAAUUGAAACUUCAAGCCAUGGCGUAAUUCUGUUGCUGCAGUUAAGCCACAGGUUGCCAUUUUAUUUGGAGAUUCGGAUGCAAAGUUCUGUUUGUUGUAGCCUGAAAGAAAAUGCUGAGCCAGCUUCCUCGCAAACUUUUACCGAGCUCACUUCUUUAUUUAUUUUGUUUUAAGGGACAUACAAUACAGCCCAAACAGUAGUACUGUACUCCCUCUGAAGUAAACUAUUGGUUUAGGAUCUGAGAAGCCUGUCCUUUGGAAGUGUAAUAUCAUGAUAAUUAUAUACUGUAUUAUAAUAAAAACAUACUAGUUAAUGAGAAGAUGAAGGACCAGAAAAUGUCCUGGAAAACAUACAUUUGAUAAUAUAUUUCAUAUACCUAGUGAAUGGUGGCGAAUGUGAUAUGUCUAGAGAGGAGAGGGAAAGGCAGGUUGGUGGGUGAGCAUGGAGAAGGUAAUAUUUGGGCAGAGGGCAGACACCCGUGUCUGUCUGUCUGUCUGGAGAGAAAGGUCAGGAUUAGCAUCUUGGGUCUUCUGUCGGUCAAAAGGGAAGGACAAUCUCUCUCUCUCUCUCUCUCUCUUAAUGUGGCUCAGCCGCUGCUGUUUAGUAGGCAACGCAUGUAGCCAAUGCACCCAAUUCAGGAUAUACAGUAGCAAUGUUAGCUACAGGUUUGUUAACAUGUUAUGCUGUGCAGUGCUCUGCACAUCUUGACUGGCUGCAUUACCGCUUGGUAUGGCAACUGCUCGGCAUCCGACCGCAAGGCGAGACAGAGGGUAGUGCGUACGGCCCAGUACAUCACUGGGGCCGAGCUCCCUUUCAUCUAGGACCUCAAUUACCUCGUACCCCUGCACAUCGCCUCGGUACUGGUACCCAUUGUAUAUAUCCAAGUUAUCAUUAAUCCUUGUGUAGCUAAUAUUACUUUUAUUUUUACGUGUUUUACUUUUCUAUUAUUUCUCUAUUUUCUUUCUCUCUGCAUUGUUGGGAAGGGCCCGUAAGUAUUUCACUUUUAGUCCACACCUGUUGCUUGUGAUGAAUAAAAUGUGAUUUGAUUCAUAUGGAUAUGAGACAUCAGUAAAAGCCCUAACAAUCUUGAAAAAACACACACACACCCUGGUCUGGUCCCCUGGACAGCAGGUAGAAUGGAUCCUUCUGCCGUAUUGAUUGCACUGGCCCAGGGUUCCUCCCAGCUCUGAAACUCACUGUGUCAGAUGGCUGGACUACUUUGAUCUGAUUUCCUGCUGUGUAAUCCCAAUCCCUACAGCUGCAUGGAACUAAUUUUUCAUUCUCCUGGAAGAAAAUAAUGUAUUUUGAAAUGUAGAUCAACCUUUUAAGGACCGGUUGUUCUUUUAGACACUUUUGCUGAUACUUGUAGUGUUAGCGACUGUACAUGAAAAUGGUAUUUGAAGUUAUCUCUCGUAUUCUAAUAUGGUUAUGUAUUUAGACUAGAGUGAUUGGGACCAGUAUGAAAAAAAUGUAUGCACUCACUAACUGUAAGUCGCUCUGGAUAAGAGCGUCUGCUAAAUGACUAAAAUGUAAAAUGUAAAAUUGCUUAGUGGCUUUAAGCUCCAAGCAUCAGAGCGUAGCAUAGGUUGCGUACCAAUUCCUUUAUGUAGUGCACUACUUGAAUGGGCUGUGGUCAAAAGUAGUGCACUUUAUAGGGUAUAGGGUGCCAUUUGGGAAGAGACCAGGCAGCUGAAGGGCUGAGUGUUCAGUAUACAGGAGGGAACUCAUGUCGAGUCAAUAAGUGUUUCUGUUGCCAAUUACCAGCCUGAGCACACACAGCUAGCACAGCCGGAGAGGCUUCCUCUAACCCACUCCUUUAGCCACGUUCACGCUCAAGUUGUGAAAUGAAACAUUUUACUCUGCUAGCUAGCUAUUUCCAGGCCAUGGCGUUUGGGCCUGGCCUGUGCUGCGCUGGCAGCAGCAGGGGGAGGAUUUGCCGGCAUCCUGUGGACAGGCGAGAUAAUUACCAGGUCAGGUGCUAGAGGCCUGGAGACCCGCUGGUCUUCCUGUGUUAAAAGCUUUAAACCCAGGCUUUUAUUUAGCCACCUCCGGGCUGGGCAGCCAGACACACGGACAGCCAGACUCCCAGUCACCCUCAUGCAUUAUUCUGGUGAGGUUAUCAAAACCAGAAGCGCCUCGGUCCUUUUAAUACCUGUCUGAGUUUAUUCUUAUGCUAAUUCACCGCGGUAGCUGUACUACAAUAGCAGGCCCAGGAUUAGCUCACCUCAUUAUUAUACAGGCAGAGGAGGAGGUCAGCUUGACAUCCUUGUGUGUAUUCAUCAUAUCCAUUCAUAUUGUGAUAUUGCAUAAUUUCCAUGUCCAAUAAACAGGCUAUUUUGGGGUGAUUGCAACGAUUUUCGGGGAGGGGAUAAUGGAAGUAAUUUGCUCAAGGCAAGUGAGCUUGCCGUGUGGCGGUAAGGAUUCUGAAACUAAUGAGUUGGUGAUAUGAAAGCCACAUGAUUGUUAUCUUGAUGGCAGGAAAUACACUGGCAUGGAAUUAUAGCUUUUAUACCCCAUUGGGAAUAGCAAUAAGGAGAUAACCUCACAGUCAGGGUCCUAUGUGAUAUUCUGUUCUACCCAGUCAUUUGUAUUAUUAUUAUCACAGUCCUGUUGGAACAGUGUGAGUAUUGAAAAUCUGCCCGCGUAUCUAUCCUAUUUAUCCUCCCAGCAGAGUUGGACUCAUUUUACACUUACAUUUUAGUCAUUUAGCAGACGCUCUUAUCCAGAGCGACUUACAGUGCCUGUGGCACAGGUACUGUACACAGGCUACUGGCAAAUUAAGCCCUAUUCAGAAUUUAGAUUCCCUUAUUCCUUCAUUGACUUUGAACUCAUUGCACAAGGUCUCCACAUCACAUUUCCUUUGAUUCUCAUCCAACCUUCAGGGGUGAAUGAAUAAGAAAUAUUUUCCUUGGCUGGUAUUCUUAGAUGUGUACCAGACCAGACCAGUAGCCUAUUUUCCAUUGUAUUUUCUAUCUGGUGAGAUAUUGAUUGGGCCAGUGCAUAAUUUUGCACGAGUGUGCUUUUAAUUAGAUUAUGGCCUAAUUGACCCUUGUGUGCAUAAUUGAUGACACACUUCUACAAAGCUCCUUUUGUUUGAUGGUAUUGGAGCAGGGCAGCUAAAUCCUCAUUACCACUUUUGAUGCUCAGGCUGAGACUGUAAUUGCUGUGAGUUAAAUCUUCCUACCUCCCAGACCCGCUCCGGGGUGUAGUUUCCCAUAGGUGCAGAUCUAGGAUCAGCUUCCCCUCCCUAAUCCUAACCUUCACUAGUAGAGGGAAAAUGCAAAACUGACCCAAGAUCCAACUAGCUCUCACAGUCUCGUCAGAAUUAGACAUUCAUCCAUGUUUCUCAAACGUCAAAUUUAAAAGUUGUUGUAAACGUAACAUUUUAAAAUGUUUAAGGUUAAGUUUAGGCAUGAACUCCGAAUGGUCAAGGUAAGGGUUAAGUUUUGGGAUAGGCUUAAAACGAAAACCUCAAAAACAACAUUCCAUUGCUGGAAUUGAACUUGCAACCUUUGGAAUCAGAGGCAGAUGCUUACGCCCUAGCAAAACUGAAACCUACUUGAAGGUAACAGCGCUCACUGUUGUCACUAGUGGCCGGUUUCCACGUCAUCUCCCAACGUCCUCAGACAUGGAUGGAUGUCGAAUACUCACUUGUAUCACAGGUGACCUGGCUGCCAAGAUCAGUGUCUGAGAGCAACUUCACCCUACACCCCCAGACUCAUCCACCUCCUGAGGAAACCCGAGCCAGGCGACCGAGUCUGGCUAGUCUGCCCACAGAGCAGCACCCCUAGGCAGGCAGCGAGAGAGAGACCUCCCCCCUCCUCUGGCCCCUCAAUGCUAUCAUUGGACUUGAUCAUCUUACUGCCUGGGGCUAGAGGAAGCCAGCCAUAGGGGAGGGCAGAAGGUGGGUGGGAUGUGUUUCAGGGUCAAGUCAGCUGAUACUGUACAGCUGCAUCGCAAUGAUAGCUGUGCCACUAGAGAUCCUGGUUCGAAUCCAGGCUCUGUCGUAGCCGGCCGCGACUGGGAGACCCAUGGGGUGGCGCACAAUUGGCCCAGCGUCGUCCAGGGUAGGAGAGGGAAUGGCCGGCAGGGAUGUAGCUCAGUUGGUAGAGCAUGGCGUUUGCAACGCCAGGGUUGUGGGUUUGUGGGUUUGAUUCCCACGGGGGGCCAGUAAAAAAUAAAUAAUAAUAAUAAUAAUAAUGUAUGCACUCACUAAACUGUAAGUCGCUCUGGAUAAGAGUCUCAAGUGGCACCCUAUUCUCAAUAUAAUGCAAUGCUUUUGACCAGAGCCUUAUGGGCAGUGAUGUAGUGGUAAAACAAAUAGGUGGGUAAACGCUGAUCACCAUUAGCGGUGAGUAAAGUAACGUUCCCUAUACUUUCAAUGCAUUUUUCUGCAAAUAGGUGGGUAAACGCUUGUGCAAAAUAAAAAAGCACAUAAAUGCAUAAAUAGCGUUUACGUGCAUUUACUCUCCACUACUCCACUGCUUAUGGGCCCCAAAAGUAGUGCACUAUAAGGGAAUAGGGUGCUAUUUGGGAUGCACACAUAGUGUUUCCAGUGUGUAAGAAAAAGCUCUCCCCUGAUCUUUCAGGUAUCUGUUAGUGACAAGAGAUCUCUCUUGGAUUUAGUGGUUUUAGUAUCUCAGGGGCAGACUGGUCAUCUGGCAUUUCAGGCAAAUGCCAGAUGGGUUGUACCAUUCUUAGCCCAGUGGGCCUGUCUGACUUUUUUUCCCCGCAAAAUGAUCAUUAUCAGGUAGUGGUGAGCGAUUGGUGCUUUUUGAGGUUGGUUCAGUUUCGGUUUGAUUAUUAAAAUAUUACAUCACGUUUUCGGUAAAAAUAAAUAAAACAUUAAAUGUGAGUUGAAUGCUGUAACAACGCAGAAUAAAACAAUGAAUAAACGUCCCAUUAUGGUAGUGACUGUCCAUUGCUGCUUAUCACAUAUUAACCAUCAUUUAUUUACAUUACUUUACUUUAAUAAAAUAUUUGUUUUAUUUGAUUACUUUAUUAUUUCAUUCCAAGUCAUAAUCUCGUCUCAAUAGAGCUGCUGCCUAUGCUGUCUGCAAAAUCACAAUUUUAGUAGUUCUUCAAAGCAAAUAAGGCAUACUUUUAUGACUGCUGAAUACCAACUAUCAAUCACUUAGAUCAUGUAUUUUCAGGUAGAGAUACGUCGCAAGCAACUGCUCUCUAUCCCUCUUGCACAUUCUCUCUUCUCUCGGUCUCCAUCAAUGAGGUCUCCAUGUCUGCUCUACACAGACCGGACAAGUAAGCAGGCGCGCAAUUGAUUAUGGUCAUUGUAGUUAAUUACCACAUUUACGGCGCUAAACUAUGUAGAAUAUUGGCCUGUUGGAAACUAUAACUCCCUACUACAUCGCACAAUUUGGGCUUGAUCUGAUUUAUCUCUACAGAAACUGAGCAUUGAACUCACAGAAAAACCCAGAAUGAAAUGCAAUUCAAAUAAUUGAAUUGAAAUAGUUGUUUAAAAAACGAAAAGUAACAGACAUUUUGGUUAAUCGCUCAGCACUAUUAUCAGGCUAAUAAUGGGGGCCUCAUGGAACAACUGAGCUGGUGUGGGGGCCUCGAGAUUUUUUUUUUUGAAAUGCCAGGGAUGAUUUCUGGUCCCAGUCUGCCCCUGCUGUAUCUGGAUCCACAGAAGCACACAACAGGAUAAAUGGCUUUGUUCUAAGAUCAAAACUCAUCCAAGCAGUAUGAGUGUAUACAAUAAGUGUUUAUGAUGAAUGGGGCUCGCUAGCAGUCAAACUCAUUGCUGUAUAUGUUCCACAGCCAUGGCACUGUUUAUUGAAUUUCAAUUUUCUAGCUCGUUGCUCAAGCAAAUGCGUGUAUUAUAGAAAAUGUAAUGUGUCGAACAAUGUCAUAUGGGCUACAUUAAAUAAUUAUUCUCACUGGUGUACAUAAACGUCCCAUUGUAUUCCAGGAAUUUCAGUCACAUUAACUUGAAUUAAGGAUUUAACCACACCAGGAAAAUCACUAGAAUUAAGGAAUUAACUACUGUAGCAAUCUUUUACAUUUAUGAGAUUACAAUGGCAGAGCUAUGCCUUUUAAUUUGAAUUUAAUUAGGAUUUACAGUAUAAUAUAUAAUAUUAUAAUCCUUUCUCUCUGUGCAUAGUUUAGUGCAGUGCCGGGGGGAGAUGCAUGGACUGCAAAACCAAGUGGGCCGUUUUACACUAAGAUUGAAAAAGCAUCUUAGGGAGGGCGUUAUAUGGUCCAGGGAGGGACUACUGAGAGUUAAUGAUGGAUCAAAUCAAACUCUCCAUCUUACCUAGCGUGGUCCUGGUGACUGCUGCAGCAGAUUAUCUUGGUCACUGCGUCCCAAAUGACACCCUAUUCCUUGCAUAGUGCACUACGUUUGACCCUAUGGGCCCUGGUCAAACGUAGUGCACUAUAUAGGGAAUAUGGUUUGGGACGUUGCCUGGAAGAACUGGGGGCUUUCAACAGGGACUCUGAUAUCACCUCUAAUGGGACAUUGCUGCCCACCCCUUUGCCAAGUGGCAGGCUUUCUGUUAGAGAGAGAGUGAGAGAGAUAAAACUAAAGAAAUGCUCUUCUCUCUUCCCUUAUGGCCUGAUUCUGCCUCUCUGUUCUCUCUCGCUCUCUUCUUCGGGAACCACUUGUCCUAGUUUCAGCUCUCAGAGGAAGAUUUGUGACCUUUUUUCUUUCUCUCUCUCUUUCCUUCCUUCCCUCCCUCUCUUUACCUUUCUCUCUCGCUUACUCCAUCCAGAUGUUCGUAGGAGAACGAUCUAUGAGUACCAUCGUGUGGAGCUUACGAAGACCAAAAUCACCAACUCCACGGCAGUGGAGAUGAUGCCUCUACCGAGUAAGAUGGAUUCCUUUGAUAGACUUGGUUCAUGAUAUGAUAUAUGAUAAUGACAACACAAGUAGGCCCCCAUGAACUAGUCUAGGUUCUAGAUAAAGUCAUAGGUGAAACAGAGCUAGAGCUAAUAGAUGUCAGACUGUAUCCCAUAAUUUCAGGGACACCUGUGAGUCAAAACUCCUAUCUUUUAGAAACAUCUGUUUUGCAUUUAGCAAACUACAACAUUCUAGCUAUCCACAUAUGGAUUUCUAUGUUGGUGUUUUGACACUGGGCAUGAAUGUAUCAAGCGUCUCAGAGUUGGUGUGCUAAUUUACGAUCAGUUUAGCCUUCUAUUCUGAAAUGCUUAAUACAUUGUUUUGCAUGAUCAACUACAACAAUCUAGCAAUCUACAUAUAGAUUUCUACAUUGAGUUUUGACUGAGUCAGUAGACGUGUGUGUUGUGACGUGUGUGUAUUGUAAUGUGUGUGUUGUGAUGUGUGUGUUAUGACGUGUGUGUUGUAGUGUGUGUGUUGUAACGUUUGUGUGUAAAUUGUAACAUGUGUGUUGUGACGUGUGUGUGUGUGUGUUGUAACGUGUGUAUCCUGUUCCCUCCACAGCAUGUCUCCAGUUCACCAGCUGUAGCAGCUGCAUCUCCUCCCAGAUCAACUUCAACUGCAGCUGGUGCCACCGCCUUCGCAGGUCAGACACCCCUCUAUACCCCUUAUGUCUUUGUCUACAUCCCAAAUGGUACCCUACUACCAAUAUGCUCUGGUCAAAAGUAGUGCACUAUAUAGCAAAUAGGGAGCCAUUUGGGACACAGACCAUCUUUUUAUCUUUUUCAUCCAACACUCUACCUUUCUGUUUAUUCUCCCCUCCAUUUCCAUCGCUCGCUCAGUCCCUCUAUCCUUCUUCUCCCUCCUUUAACUGUUGCUAUUAGUUCCAGUCACUCAGUAACUAUGAUAUGUUAGCUAGCUAUUGAGUGUGAGGUGUAUGUAUUGACAUGUGGCUAUCAUAUGGAGUCUGAUUCUUCCCUAUUCCCACUGCUCAGUGUUUGUGUGCCAAAUGGCACCCUAUUCCCUGUAUAGUGCACUCCUUUUAACAGCGCCCUGGACGCUUGUCAAAAGUUGUGCCCUAUAUAAAUAGGGAAUAAGUGCAAUUUGGGAGGGAGCCAGUGAGUUCUGGUGAUGCUCAGUUGUUUUUCCUUCUUGAUGGCGUGCAAAGGAAAGGCAGGGAAGGAAUGAACAACAGAGGGAGAGAAAAGCAUGAGAUUCGACCCAUUACUCAUGAAAUCGAGACAGCCGCUCUCUCACACCUACUCUCUCUCUCUCCUUUCUCUCCCCCUUCCCCUUGACCAUUUGUCUUUCUAUCUUUCACACCCUCGCACAAAAAGGUAAAUAUUUGGGACAGUGUAGAAUGUUAUUGGACAGAUGGGAUAUUACCUGCCUGUUGUAAGAUGUGAAUGAUGGAGGUUUGGACAGAGUUGUUGGAGUGUUGUUGGAGCAUUGUUUUAGCGUUGGAUCGCAGCGUUUGGGUUCAGAAGACAGGGAAGCAUAAAUUAAUUAUAAAGCCGAGAAUGUGUUCCAGGCAUGUUGUUAUCCAUUAGAGGUUUGUAAAAGUCCAAGUUACAAGCCAUUAGUUAUCAAGUGCACUGAAAGGUUUCGGCCCUCAGUUCUUGGAAAAUGUCUGUUGGACUUAGCGGAGAUGAUUUGACUACUAUUACUCCCCUCCUCCUAUGUCUCUACACUUUGGUCGCGUCCCAAAUGGCAGCCUACUAUUCCCCUAUGGACACUGGUAAAAAGUAGUGUACUACAGUGGCUUGCGAAAGUAUUCAACCCCCUUGGCAUUUUUCCUAUUUUGUUGCCUUACAAGCUGGAAUUAAAAUGGAUUUUUUCCUUGAUGGCCAAAAAGCUCAAUUUUACCUCAUCUGACCAGAGUACCUUCUUCCAUGUGUUUGGGGAGUCUCCCACACGCCUUUUGGCGAACACCAAACGUGUUUGCUUAUUUGUUUCUUUAAGCAAUGGCUUUUUUCUGGCCAGUCUUCCAUAAAGCCCAGCUCUGUGGAGUGUACGGCUUAAAGUGGUCCUAUGGACAGAUACUCCAAUCUCCGCUGUGGAGCUUUGCAGCUCCUUCAGGGUUAUCUUUGGUCUCUUUGUUGCCUCUCUGAUUAAUGCCCUCCUUGCCUGGUCCGUGAGUUUUGGUGGGCGGCCCUCUCUUGGCAGGUUUGUUUGUUUCCAUUUUUUCAUAAUGGAUUUAAUGGUACUCCGUGGGAUGUUCAAAGUUUCUGAUAUUUAUUUAUAACCCAACCCAUUAUCUGUACUUCUCCACAACUUUGUCCCUGACCUGUUUGGAGAGAUCCUUGGUCUUCAUGGUGCCUCUUGCUUGGUGGUGCCCCUUGCUUAGUGGUGUUGCAGACUCUGGGACCUUUCAGAACAGGUGUAUAUAUAAUGAGAUCAUGUGACAGAUCAUGUGACACUUAGAUUGCACACAGGUGGACUUUAUUUAACUAAUUAUGUGACUUCUGAAGGUAAUUGGUUGCACCAGAUCUUAUUUAUGGGCUUCAUAGCAAAGGGGGUGAAUACAUAUGCACGCACCACCUUUCCGUUAUUUAUUUAUUAUAAUUUUUUUAAACAAGUUAUUUUUUUCACUUCACCAAUUUGGACUAUUUUGUGUAUGUCCAUUACAUGAAAUCCAAAUAAAAAUCAUUUUAAAUUACAGGUUGUAAUGCAACAAAAUAGGAAAGAUGCCAAGGGGGAUGAAUAAUUUUGCAAGGCUAAAGGAGAUAGGAAGCCUUUUAGUGGCCUAAGCAUCCAUUAUGAAACGACCCCAUUGUUAUUUUAGAUCAAUCAUUUAUUCAGAGAGUGACGAUGCGCAAUUUAGGAGAUGUGCCGUACACACACCGGGGCCACUGGGACUUGUGAGGUCACUAAAGGUCAGGGUUUAGCCUUUUCCUCUCCUCUGUCUCCUCUCUCCAUCCAACUAAUAUAAUAAUAAUACAAUCAUGUGUGCAUAUAUUUGACAUAUUGGUGGCUUUGGGAAUCAAACCAAUAAUCCUGGCAUUGCAAGCACAAUGCUCUAACAAUUUAGCCAUACAGGAUCACAGCUGACAAUGUAUCUGUAUUCUGUACCCACCAGAAGAAGACUACUUCUACCCCCUGUGCAUCCAACUGAACGCUCUUUAUGUGCAUCACAUCAGCAGUUUAUUAGAGCUGCGAUGACAAUAUACGCCUGAAUUAUAAUGAUCUAAUUACGCUGCGUUUUAAUGAGAUAUAGACGUGUGCGUGCUGCAUCACACUGUUAGGGCUCGCUCCGUCCUUUGUAUCCUUCAACAACAAACUUCAUUUGAAAAGGCGAAUGAAUGCACAGUUUAAACAAGCCAAUUGAAAUGCAUUGCAGCAUUGUUGGGCAGUAGGUUAAUGAAAGAAAGACGCUUGUGAUUUAAGAGAACGGCCGUAAUGAACCCGCUCUCUCCCCCUCUCUCUCUCUCUCUCUCUCUCUCUCUCUCUCUCUCUCUCUCUCUCUCUCUCUCUCUCUCUCUCUCUCUCUCUACCUCUGUCUCUCUAUCUCUCUAUCUCUCUCUCUCUCUACCUCUCUCUCUACCUCUCUCCCUCUCUCUUUACCUCUCUCUCUCUACCUCUCUUUCAAUUCAAUUCAAUUCAAAAUACUUUAUUGGCAUGGCAAGUUAAAUUACUUACAUUGUCAAAGUAUACAUAUAAUAAAAAUGGUGGGACCAACAGCAAUAAUAAUAGUAGUAGUGUAAAUGGGAUUACCAUUAGCAGCAACUACAACAACAAUAUUAAUGAGAAUAAUAAUACAUUAAAGCAAUAGUAGUAGGCCAGUCUCAACCUGACUGAGAAGCCACAUGACAUGGUAUGAAAGCCAAAACUAAACUAAAUGGGAAAUAUUCUUGACAUUACAAUGCACUUUUCACUGGCUGUCCCUCAGGUUUUGGCAGGAGGACACAUAUUUUGGCUUUUCACCCAAUAAAUAUGAGAUUCUUUCUUCAUUUUUUAUAGUUUCAAAUUCUUUGUACUGAAUGAUAAUUUUGGGAAAUAAAGAUUCUCUUAGGUCUGAGUAUUUGUCACAGUGUAAUAGGAAAUGCAGCUCUGUCUCUACCUCUCCCCUGGAGCAGAGUGAGCACAGCCUGUCCUCUCUGGGCAGCCAGGUUUACCUGUGAUGACCAGUCUCUAUAGCCAGACUGUGCUCACUGAGUCUGUACCUAGUCAGUGUUUUCCUCAGUUUUCUAUCAGUCACAGUGGUCAGAUAGUCUGCCACCAUGUACUGUCUGUUUAGAGCCAAAUAGCAUUGAAGUUUAAUUUCAUUUUUGGUGGUGUCUUUCCAAUAGGUAAUAUAUUUUUAUUUUUGCUUUGUGAUGAUUUGGUUGGGCCAGAUUUUCUGAGUGCUGUCCUGAGGCUCUAUGGGGUUGGUUUGGGUUAAUGAACUGAGCCUCAGAACCAGCUGGCUGAAGGGACUCUUCUCUUGUUUAAUCUCUUGACAUUGUAGAGCUGUGUGAUGGAAUGUUUCGGCAUCACUUGAUUUUAGAUGGUUGUAAAAUUUGAUGGCUCUUUUUUUCUAUUCGAAUAAGGAGGGGGUAUUGGCCCAAUUCUGCUCUAUAUGCAUUAUUUUGAGUUUUUCUUUGCACUUGCAAAACAGUCUUGCAAAACUCUGCAUGCAGUAUUUCGAUUGGAUGUUUGUCCCAUUUGGUGAAUUCAUUAUUAGUGUGGACCCCAUACUUUGCUGCCAUAUAGAGCAAUUGGUUCUAUAACUGAUUGGAAAAUGUUUAGCCAGAUUCUAAUUGGAAUUUCGAUUUUAAUGUUCCUUUUAAUGGCAUAGAAUGCUCUUCUUGCUUUGUCUCUCAGCUCGUUCACAGCCAUGUGAAAGCUACCUGUGCUGCUGAUAUUUAGUCCUAGAUACGUGUAGUUUUUGGUGUGUUCUAAUAGAACUGUGUCCAAAUAUAAUUUAUAAUUGUUUUUGGAAUAUCAUUAUAUUCUGGCCUUUUAGGUUAACUGUCAGAGCCUAGGUCUGACAGAACCUGUGCAGAUGAUCUAGAUGCUGCUGUAACCCCUCCUUAGUGGGAGACAGCAGCACCAGGUCAUUUGCGUACAGCAGACACUUGAUUUCAGUGUUGUGUCUGGUGAGACCAGGUGCUGCAGAUUAUUCUACUGUUUUUGCCAAUUCAUUAAUGUAGAUGUAAAUAGUGUUGGACUUAUUGAGCAGCCCUGUUUCAGUCCACGUCCCUGAGAGAAGAAGUCUGUUUGCUUGUUGCCAAUUUUUUAACAGCACAUUUGUUUUUUGUGUACAUUGAUUUAAUAACAUCAUAUGUUUUCCCUCCAAUACCACUUUCUAUUAGUUUAUAAAAAAGACCAUUGUGACAAAUUGAAUCAAAUGCUUUAUUGAAGUCUACAAAACACGAGUAGAUUUCGCCUUUGUUUUGGUUUACUUGUUUGUCAAUUAGAGUGUGGAGGGUGUAAAUGUGGUCUGUUGUACGAUAAUAAAAAAGAAAAAUCAAAUCUGACUUCUGCUCAGGAUGUUGUGUUCAUCAAGGAAAUGACGUAGUCUGCUGUUUGUGAUACUGCAGAGAAUUUUCCCCAAGUUGCUAUUAACGCAAAUUCCUCUAAUUAUUUGGGUCAAAUUUGUCUCCAUUUUUAUAGAUUGGUGUGAUCAAUCCUUGGUUCCAAAUAUCGGGGGAAAUACCUGCAGUGAGGAUAAUGUUGAAGAGUUUGAGUAUAGCCAAUUUGAAUUUGUGGUACCAUUCAUUUAAAAUACCAUCAGCACAACAGGCCAUUUUGGGUUGGAGAGUGCAUAGUUUUUCCAAUAAUUAUUAUUCUGUAAUUGGGGUAUCCACAGGAUUAUGAUAUGCUGUUUCAAGGAUUUGUCAUUUUUACUGUAUAUAUUGUUGUUCUGGGCUCUUUGUUAUAUUGCUGUAGAGGUUUUCAAAGUGAUUUCUCCACAUAUCCCCAUUUUGGAUAGCCAAUUCCUCAUGAUGAGGUUUGUUUAAUUUAUUCAAAUUAUUCCAGAAGUGGUUUGAUUCUAUGGAUUCCUCAAUUACAUCCAGCUGAUUUCUAAUGUGCUGUUCCUUUUUUGUUCUUAGGGUGUGUUUUUUUUGCGUCAGUGUUUCCCCAUAUUGAAGGCGUAUAUUUUUGUUGUCUGGUUCUCUGUGUUUUUGAUUAGAUAUAUUUCACAAUUACUUUCUUAGAUUUUUGCAAUCAUUAUCAAAUUAUAUUUUUUGGCUACUAAUUGCUUUUUGGUAGAUUUCUGUACUGUUUGCACUCUAUCUAUAGGCCUGUUUAGUACCAUGUAAUCUCUCUCUCUACCUCUCUCUACCUCUCUCUCCUCUACCUCUCUCUACCUCUCUCUCGCUCUCUCUUUACCUCUCUCUCUCUACCUCUCUCUCUCUACCUCUCUCUCUCUACCUCUCUACCGCUCUCUCACUCGACCUUUCUCUCUCUACCUCUCUCUACCUAACGCCCUCUCUCUCUCUGGGAUGCGUAAGAACCUGCUCGUUAGGUACCUGCUCUCCCAUGUGUGUCAGGCUAGAUCAGCUCAUUGGGUCCCUCUGAGGGAUGCAAGCUGGGCGCUGGGCUGGGUUGGACAAU